AUGAGUAUCACAACUGUAGGCUUGAAGCCUUUUACUGAUCAGAAGCCGGGAACUUCUGGACUUCGCAAGAAAGUCGUCGUUUUCCAACAAGAACACUACAGCGAAUCUUUCGUCACAGCCAUUCUUCUCUCUAUCCCCGAAGGUGUCCAGGAUAGUUUCCUCGUUAUCGGUGGUGAUGGACGAUACUGGAAUCCGGAGGUUGUGCAGUUGAUUGCGAAGAUUGGUGCGGCAUAUGGAGUUAAGAAAUUGUUGAUCGGUCAGAAUGGUAUCUUGAGUACCCCGGCUGCAUCGCAUAUUAUCAGGAAGAGGAAUGCGACUGGAGGUAUCUUGUUGACGGCUAGUCAUAAUGCUGGUGGCCCUAAGAACGAUUUUGGUAUCAAAUACAACCUCGCAAAUGGUGGACCAGCUCCCGAAUCUGUCACAAACAAAAUUUUCGAAGCUUCAAAAACCCUUACCGAGUACAAAAUUGCGGAUAUCCCAGAAGUCGAUAUUGCUACAAUUGGCACAAAAACAUACGGUUCAUUGGAGGUUGAGAUCAUCGACUCAUGUGCCGAUUAUACUGAGAUGUUGAAGGAUAUCUUCGAUUUCCCUCUUAUCAAGAAAUUCUUUGAAACGCACACCGAUUUCAAGGUUCUAUUCGAUGCCCUUUCGGGUGUUACUGGACCUUACGGAAAGGCUAUCUUUGAGACCGAAUUUGGCCUUCCAAGCUCGAGCACUCAAAAUUGCAUUCCUUCGCCAGAUUUCAAUGGAGGUCACCCAGAUCCUAACUUGACCUACGCACACUCGCUUGUCAAGGCUGUCGAUGAGGGAAAUAUUCACUUUGGUGCUGCAAGUGACGGUGAUGGAGAUCGUAACAUGAUUUAUGGAGCUAAUGCAUUCGUCUCCCCUGGUGACAGUCUUGCAAUCAUUGCUCACUACGCACAAUACAUACCUUACUUCAAGAAACAAGGUGUCUACGGUCUUGCCCGCAGUAUGCCAACAUCUGGAGCUGUUGAUCUUGUUGCUAAAGCUCAAGGUCUAAAUUGCUACGAAGUUCCAACUGGAUGGAAAUUCUUCUGCGCCUUGUUCGAUGCCGAUAAACUUUCUAUCUGUGGUGAGGAAUCCUUCGGUACUGGAUCUAACCAUAUUCGUGAGAAGGAUGGUCUUUGGGCUGUCGUUGCUUGGUUGAACAUUAUCGCCGCCAUUGGUGAGAAGGAUGCAAGUGUUACCCCAAGUAUCGCCAAGAUUCAACAUGAUUUCUGGACUAUUUACGGUCGUACUUUCUUCACUAGAUACGAUUAUGAAGAUGUCAGUAGUGAAGGUGCUGCAAAGAUUGUUAAGGAUUUGAAUGACAAGAUCGAGAAUGCUUCAUUUAUUGGUAGCAAAAUUGAUGACCUUACCGUAUCCGACGCCGGCGAUUUCUCCUACACUGAUCUCGAUGGCAGCGAAUCUCUCAACCAAGGUCUCUACGUUAAAUUCUCCGACGGAUCCCGAAUCGUCGUUCGUCUUAGUGGUACUGGUUCUUCAGGCGCUACUAUCAGAUUAUAUGUUGAGAAACAUACUAGUGAUGAGAGCACAUAUGGUCAAGAUGCUCAGGUCUUCUUGAAGCCAAAUGUGGAUAUGGCGGUUAAGCUGUUGAAGUUUAAGGAGUAUAUCGAUAGAACUGAACCGGACGUUAUGACUUAA
This is a messenger RNA of Sclerotinia borealis F-4128, 1665 nucleotides long. The record is from the annotation of a GenBank genome assembly. Lineage: Eukaryota; Fungi; Ascomycota; Leotiomycetes; Helotiales; Sclerotiniaceae.